Lindgomyces ingoldianus is the source of this 2625-nucleotide messenger RNA. RefSeq lists its product as uncharacterized. The transcript has 2 exons. Bases 406 to 2322 code for a protein of 638 amino acids. The record is from RefSeq and is a predicted model, not a curated record. Lineage: Eukaryota; Fungi; Ascomycota; Dothideomycetes; Pleosporales; Lindgomycetaceae.
UUUGGAUCUCACCUCACAACCACAUGCUCCUCCGGCUGCCUACGGAGAGGCCACUGGAAUGUGGCCUAACGAUGAAACCACAUGGCGCGCGACAACGGACCCCAUCCAUUGUCCGUGGCUGAGCACUUCUGUCCCAAUUACCGACUCGUGGGUUCCGACUGUUUCUUGGGGGAUGUUUCAAGAGCUUGUCGCCCAGCUAUAUCUAUGGCUACGCCGACCUGUUCCACAUGCUCGCUCACCAGCUCAGUGCUUCCUUCUCCUUCUCUUAUAAGCUUUGCAAGAGUCAAAGUCAUUCGUUAUCUUUGCUCUUCUUGAUUGCUUUCAUCAUUCUGUUCAUACUAUCGUUAAGCUGCGCUUCGACAUUCGUUACUAUUUACCAUUCAUUGAUCGCGCAUCUACUGCAACAUGAAGACUUCUCUCGCUCUUCUUAUUUCUGGGCUGGCUGCCCAACAGGUUGCCGCAACCUGGGAUAUUAAGGCCAAUCACUUCAAGACGCCACAGUACAACAACAAUGAAUGUAGCGACAAGCAGAAAGAGGGUUUCAAUUGGGGUGACCUCCCUACCGGUGGCUUCUCGGGCUAUGGUGAUUUCAACUUUGGAGGAGGCUGGACUUGUGCAAACAGCUUCGGCAAGAGAGAUUCUCUCACCAAAAGAACAUUUGGGUCUAAAUGCGUCAAAAACUCUUGCACCAAGGAGAAGCCAGCUGCCUUCGACUGCAGCAAGAGGAAGGAUGGAUUCUCCAUCACUGAGAUGCAAGUCUCUGUCGAGUUCGACUGCGAUCUCGAGUGGCAUUACAAAAUGCCUGACGGUGGUGUCUGCAAACAUGUCACUCCUUGCAAGAAGGAGGGCACAACAGUAAAGAAUACCCAGUGUGGAGGUGCUCAGUCAGUUGAAGUUUACCUUGGCAAUCAUAACGAGCAGAAGGGAGAAUGCGAGAUUGGACUUCAUCACAUUGGUUUCGACUGCAACCCGGGAUAUGGCGGCAAGUCGUCCACCAUUAUCAUCUCAACUCCUACACCCACUCCAUCGCAACCUACUGAGGAAAGCUCGUCCGUCCCGAUUGGCCAAAGUUCUUCAGUCCCGAUUGUUGAGAGCUCCUCAGUCCCUAUUCCCGAAAGCUCAACUCAACCACCUGAGAGCACAAUUCCAUAUACCUCACUUCCGACCCCAGAAAGCUCAGCGCCCGUUCCUGAAAGCUCUGCUCCUUAUAUCAACAGCUCUAUUCCUAUCCCCGAGUCGACGACUCCCCCAGCUCCUGAAUCAACCCUGGUCUACUCAACUGCUGUCGAGUCAACUGGUGUCUACUCUUCGCCAGUUGAGAUUCCUUCAUCAAGUGCCUUACCGCAAGAAAGCUCGUCAUCGACCGUAGAGCUCACCACCAGCAUCAUUUAUAGCACAGUCACCAGUACCAUUACGAGCUGUGCUGAUACUGUCACCAACUGCCCUGCAAACCAAGCCUCAACUGUUUACGUAACUUCAGUCAUCGCCGUUGGCACCACCGUCUGUCCCGUGACUCCAACUGGCCCCCCAACCCCGCCAGAAUCUACUACCAGUUCUCCUCAGCCAACUGGUCCUUCCACUCCUUACAACCCUCCAUCGGUUCUUCCACAGUGCAUGAACACCUGGCUGGAGAUCAACUCGGAGUGCAAGGACAACACAGACGUGAACUGCUACUGCAAGAAUGCCGACUUUACAUCUAACGUAAUCGAGUGCGUGAAGGCUUGGUCGACUGAUGCUGAGAUCCAACAAGCUCUUUCUUACCUUGUCGGUAUUUGCGCGUCAUAUGUGCCCCAGAACCCAGGUCUCAUCACCAACUGCCCAUCCACUGUUCCUCUUGGCCCAACCAACCCCUCCACUCCUGAGUAUUCGCAGGUAGUUCCAUCUGGUUCUGCUCCACCAAUGACCACUGCGGCGCCUACGGGUGUCCAACCAGCUGGCCCAGUCACCACAAUCAUUUACCAGACGACCGUGACAGUCCCAUGUUCCUCUGCUGGUAGUGAAAUCUCCGGUUCAAGCACUGUCUCUACCAUCUCCACCGCUGUCACCGUUCCCCAGGUAGUCUUCACAACCAACAGCCCAGGCCAACCCGGUGUUACUCAAUCCGCGCCCGUGAACCUCGUUCCCGGCACUCCAGCUCCGAUCCCCGCCGUCACCACCGGUGCUUACCCUCUCCAAAGCAGCCUCGGCACUGUGAUCGUCCCAGGUGGCAAUGCGACUGCAACCACCACCGAGCCCGCUAAGUUCACUGGCGCUGCCUCGUCAGUCAGCAUCAAAUACACGUCUGGCCUCUUGGCCGUCGUGCUCGCUCUCUUCGCUUUGUAAAUCUCUCCCACUGUAAUGUGUAUCUACGAUAUACUCUCCCGUUCGCAGCUCUUUCUCUUUCUGUGUGUGGGUAGUAAAUAUCAGUCCUUGUCUUUAGCGAUGGAUGGUCUGGAGUGCGACAAAGGCAAAAUUUCCUUAUUAAUUUUUAUUUCAAAGGCAUUUUCAGGCGCUGGAAAUGAACGGCUUCAAUGAGAGUGCAACUCUCAUUGAUCGCGCAUGUGGUAAUGGACCGAUGGACAGAUGAUGCGCAUAACACAUGUAUCUCCUCUGAAUAGUUGUAGAAAGAAAUCAAUGCUUUCUUGC